This is a messenger RNA of Spirometra erinaceieuropaei, 1086 nucleotides long. The record is from the annotation of a GenBank genome assembly. Lineage: Eukaryota; Metazoa; Platyhelminthes; Cestoda; Diphyllobothriidea; Diphyllobothriidae.
AUGGAACAGGCAUCGAACGUUGGCGAUAGUCGAAAACUCUACCAACUUAUCCGCCAAGUUAGCGGUAAGCCCUCUAAACUGAGUGACUCCUUUCGCGACGUGAACGGCGGCUUCAUUGCUGACAACUCGGCCAAAAUCGAGCGCUGGCGUAAGCACUUCGAGUACCAUCUCAACUCCGAUACCCAAUCUACCUCGCCCAUGCUCUCCUCUUCUGCGGAGUUUCUUCCCUCUCCUACCUAUGCAGUGCCAUGCGAUCCCGCCUCCGAGGAAGAAGUCGCCGAUGCCAUACGAAAGUUGCGCAACAAUAAGGCGUCCGGAGAGGACGGUAUACCCGCUGAAAUCUUUAAGUCUUGUGUCGACACUCUGGCGCCCUGGCUCCAUGAGGUGAUUGAACGAGCGUGGAGAGACGUGGUUGUUCCUGAUGGCUGGGGCUUAGGCAUCCUUGUACCUAUCCUCAAGAAGGGAGAUAAGACGAAAUGCGAGAACUACCGCGGCACAAGUCUCAUCGACAUUGCUGCGAAGAUCUUCGCUAUUGUCCUACUCAGGCGAUUCCAGGCUGUGCAUGACUCAAGGACGAGGGCCAACCAAGUCGGAUUUCGUGCUAGACGUCCCUGGAUAUUCACACUGAGGCGCAUUCUCAAAUUUCGCCAUAGCUACCAACAACCGACGGUCGUCUGCUUUAUUGACUUGGCCGCCGCGUUCGAUUCCGUUCAUCGUGAGUCCCAGUGGCGCAUAAUGGCGCUAGAUGGUUUACCAGCAAAAAUCAUCGCCAUGAUCAAGGCCUACUAUCGCUCCACUAUUUCGAGAGUCCUGGUGCGUAAAAAUCUUUCCCACCCGUUCGGUAUUCGGUCUGGCGUUCGACAGGGUUGUAUCCUGUCGCCCAUUCUGAUCAACUAUGCUACUGACUGGAUCCUCGUGAGGGUCGUACACGAAGGUGACGGUGUUGAGCUUGCACCCCGACACCGACUGACUUAUCUCGACUAUGCCGAUGAUAUCGCCUUACUUGCUUUAGGUUUUUGUGAUCUGCCGUCUAUGGUGUCACAGAGUAAAGACGACAUUGUCUCCCGAAGUGAUGCUGCCCGCUGA